AUGGUAGACGCCCCGGUACACGCGAAUCUGGAGGAUGUCACCAAGGACAAGGGUUUUCUGCGUUUCCUGAAAGAUGCACCGGCGAAAUCGGCGACCACAGUCCGCUUCUACGACAGGAAGACUUAUUUCUCUGUUCAUUUGGACGAUGCAACACUGGCCUCGAAAUGUUUGCUGAAGGUCUCCAUCAAGAACAUCCAGGGUAUACCAUCGGCAUGGAUCGGUCAGAGUAAUUAUGAGAGAUUUCUCAAAGAGCUGCUCCUUGUCAAGGCCUAUCGCGUGGGAAUUUAUGCGGAGGUCUCCGAUGGAUGGGAAAUGGUCAAAUCCGCUUCGCCUGGGAACCUUGUGGAACUCGAGGAUGUCUUGUUCGCGACCAAUGGUCCACAGUUGAUUGUUUCGUCCCACCGAAACGGAAUCGCUUCCUUACAAUUCACGCCUCAGAGUGAGAACGUUCUGAUUGGCCUUGCUUUCUGCGAUCCGGUGUUACAGUGUUUGAAAGUGACACAGAUUCUAGACAAUACGAUGCUGACAAAGCUCCAGGUGGGUCCCCUGAUUCAAAUCAGUCCCAAGGAGAUGGUCAUUCCGACGAAAAUGGAUGACAAACUACACAAGCUCCUCAAGAGGAAUAAUAUCACAUUUUACGAAGUCGCAGCAGAUCAUUUCAAUGACAAGAAUCUGGAGCAAGACUUGGAGAAAAUAUACAAGUUCGGGAAGAAACAGGCGAAGAAUAUACAGAUACUCCCACAAGGUCGGAAACCCCUCGCGGCGCUCCUGAAAUUCCUGAAUCUCGCCUCGUCGCCAAGCUCGUUCUCCCAGUUCUCUCUGCAAGAGCUCAAACCAGACACCCUGAUGAGAUUAGACGCCGCAGCUGUGCAUGCGUUGCAUCUGUUACCAGUGAAUGAACUCGCGGAGGAAGACACGAUUUACGGCAUUUUGUGCCAAGCUAGAACAGCUGGAGGGCAGCGCCUGCUUUCCGAGUGAAUCAAACAACCUCUGAUCGAUCCUGUUAGAAUCGGGGAACGUUUGAAUAUCGUGGAGUUUUUUGUGAACUCCAAUGAAGUUCGCCAUUUUUUGCACGGAGACUUCCUGAGGCGAUUCCCCGAUCUGCACAUCUUGGCGAAAAAACUUCAUGAGAAGAAAGUCCUUCUGAACGACCUCUACAAACUUUACACUAUAGUCCGGUCGCUCACUCCUGAGCUGACGGCCUUGCCGCAGGGAGAAUGUGCUUCCCUCGACGAUUUGAUCGUCAAGUCCUUACAGGGCCUGACGAAAGAUUUCGACAAGUAUGUGGAUAUGAUUGAGCAAGUUAUCGAUAUCGAGAGGGCCGAGAGCAAAAUGGAGUUCCUCGUGAUGCCGUCGUUCGAUGAAUGUCUUCGUCAGGAGAUCAAUGACCGCAUAGUAGAUUGCGAAAAAGAAGCCGAAAAACUAUUGACGAAAGCUGCUCAAACAUUGAGCACCGAGGAAGGCAAAGUGAUCAAACUGGACUACGCGACAGACGGAGGAUUCGUCUUCAGAGUCAGCAAAAAGGAAUACAACCGAAUCAAGACCCAGCGGGCAUUCGAUAUUACCGACGUGAAGAAGAACGGGGUUUCGUUCUCGAGUGGGAAACUUCACGACCUGAACUCCGAAUACGUCGCCGCAAAAUCUGACUACAAGACGAUGCAGGAAACUUUAGUGAGCGAUAUCGUUGAAGUCGCGUCGGGAUAUUCGGAUCCUCAGCUCGCCGAUAAUAUAAGCCAUCUGGAUGCUUUGGUCGGCUUGGCUGUCGCGGCAGUUGAUGGUAAUUAUGUGAGACCGAAGAUCAUCGAAAUGUCGGGAGGAGAAAUAAAGCUGGAGAACGUUCGCCAUCCGAUUGUGGCUAAGAAGCAAUCGCAAUACGUGCCGAGUGAUGCUCAUUUCACCAACGAUGACCGAAGAUUCCAAAUCCUCACUGGCCCGAACAUGGGCGGUGAAUCCACUUUCAUGAGAGCCGUCGCUACAACCGUGGUCAUGGCUCAAAUAGGUUCCUUCGUGCCUUGCGACGAAGCGACGAUAUCUGUGCGAGACGCAAUUCUGACGCGCGUUGGGGCAGGGGACGAAAUUGUCAGAGGGGUAUCCACAUUCAUGGCCGAAAUGCUCGAAACUGCCUUCAUUAUGAAAUCAGCCACCGAAAACUCUCUCAUCGUGAUCGACGAGUUGGGCAGGGGGACCUCUACAUACGACGGCCUGGGAUUAGCUUGGGCGAUUUCCAAGUAAGUACCUAUUUACAGUAAGGGCUGUGCUCUUCUCGAUUCCUCUUCCGAAACGAAAAUUCAGGCGAAGCAGCCGGAGGACGAUCGGAAAAAUGAGCAGGACCGCUCUCAGCGAGGUCUCUCCCCGGCUUGCAAGCAGCGCAGUCGGACACGGAGCCGUGUCCGAAACUUAUCUUGA
Molecule: messenger RNA, 2406 nt
Organism: Galendromus occidentalis (western predatory mite)
Lineage: Eukaryota; Metazoa; Arthropoda; Arachnida; Mesostigmata; Phytoseiidae
Product: DNA mismatch repair protein Msh2
Biological process (GO): mitotic recombination; mismatch repair
Cellular component (GO): nucleus; MutSalpha complex
Molecular function (GO): ATP binding; ATP-dependent DNA damage sensor activity; mismatched DNA binding
Source: RefSeq, a predicted model, not a curated record